Messenger RNA from Sarcophilus harrisii (Tasmanian devil), 5302 nucleotides. RefSeq names its product zinc finger RANBP2-type containing 1 (gene ZRANB1). Lineage: Eukaryota; Metazoa; Chordata; Mammalia; Dasyuromorphia; Dasyuridae. The record is from RefSeq and is a predicted model, not a curated record. Bases 1 to 2127 code for a protein of 708 amino acids. The transcript has 9 exons. Gene Ontology annotation, cellular component: nucleus; cytoplasm. Gene Ontology annotation, molecular function: K63-linked polyubiquitin modification-dependent protein binding; cysteine-type deubiquitinase activity. Gene Ontology annotation, biological process: cell migration; protein K33-linked deubiquitination; cytoskeleton organization.
AUGUCAGAACGUGGAAUUAAGUGGGCUUGUGAGUAUUGUACGUACGAAAAUUGGCCAUCUGCAAUCAAGUGUACCAUGUGUCGUGCCCAGAGACCAAGUGGAACAAUUAUUACUGAAGAUCCAUUUAAAAGCGGUUCGAGUGAUGUUGGUAGAGACUGGGAUCCUUCUGUUACUGAAGGAGGAAGUAGCCCUUUGAUAUGUCCAGAUUCCAGUGCAAGACCAAGAGUUAAGUCUUCAUACACUGUGGAAAAUGCUAACAAAUGGUCAUGCCAUAUGUGCACGUAUUUGAACUGGCCAAGAGCAAUCAGAUGUACCCAAUGCUUGUCCCAGCGAAGGACCAGGAGUCCCACAGAAUCUCCUCAGUCCUCAGGAUCAGGUUCAAGGCCAGCCCCCUUUUCAGUUGAUCCUUGUGAGGAGUACAAUGAUAGAAAUAAACUGAACACAAGGACCCAGCAUUGGACUUGUUCUGUUUGCACAUAUGAAAACUGGGCCAAGGCUAGGAAAUGUGUUGUUUGUGAUCAUCCCAGACCUAACAACAUUGAAGCUAUAGAACUGGCAGAGACAGAAGAGGCUUCUUCCUUAAUCAAUGAACAAGACCGAACUCGGUGGAGAGGAAGCUGCAGUGGGGGAAACAGCCAGAGAAGAUCUCCUCCUACACCUCAGCGGGACUCUGAGAUGAACAUGGAUUUUCAGAGAAUUGAAUUAGCUGGUGCUGUUGGCAGCAAAGAGGAGCUUGAAGUAGACUUCAAAAAGCUAAAGCAAAUUAAAAACCGAAUGAAAAAGACUGAUUGGCUGUUCCUCAAUGCUUGCGUGGGAGUCGUAGAGGGUGAUUUAGCUGCUAUAGAAGCUUAUAAGUCCUCCGGUGGAGAUAUUGCUCGACAACUUACUGCCGAUGAAGUCCGCUUACUGAAUCGCCCAUCUGCCUUUGAUGUGGGGUACACUCUGGUACAUCUGGCAAUACGUUUUCAGAGGCAGGAUAUGCUAGCAAUAUUGCUGACAGAGGUAUCUCAGCAUGCAGCAAAGUGCAUUCCAGCGAUGGUGUGUCCUGAGCUCACAGAGCAAAUCCGGCGUGAGAUUGCUGCCUCUCUCCAUCAACGAAAGGGGGACUUUGCUUGCUAUUUUCUAACAGAUCUUGUUACAUUCACAUUACCUGCAGAUAUUGAAGACUUGCCUCCUUCAGUACAAGAAAAAUUAUUUGAUGAAGUUCUUGAUAGGGAUGUUCAGAAAGAGUUAGAAGAAGAAUCUCCGAUUAUAAACUGGUCCUUGGAAUUGGCUACUCGCUUGGACAGUAGACUGUAUGCACUUUGGAAUCGGACUGCAGGGGACUGCUUGUUGGACUCAGUGCUGCAAGCGACAUGGGGCAUCUAUGACAAGGACUCAGUGCUGCGCAAAGCCCUCCAUGACAGCCUCCACGACUGCUCGCACUGGUUUUAUACACGUUGGAAAGAGUGGGAGUCGUGGUAUUCUCAGAGCUUUGGUUUACAUUUUUCCCUCAGAGAAGAACAGUGGCAGGAAGAUUGGGCAUUUAUCCUCUCUCUUGCUAGUCAGCCUGGAGCAAGUUUGGAGCAGACACACAUUUUUGUACUUGCACAUAUUCUUAGACGACCAAUUAUAGUUUAUGGAGUAAAAUAUUAUAAGAGUUUCCGAGGAGAAACUUUAGGAUAUACCCGUUUUCAAGGUGUGUAUUUGCCUCUGCUCUGGGAACAGAGUUUCUGUUGGAAAAGUCCCAUUGCUCUGGGCUACACGCGGGGCCAUUUCUCGGCCCUGGUUGCCAUGGAGAACGAUGGCUAUGGCAAUCGAGGUGCUGGUGCUAACUUGAACACAGAUGACGAUGUGACCAUCACUUUUUUACCUUUGGUAGAUAGCGAAAGGAAGCUAUUGCACAUCCAUUUUCUCUCUGCUCAAGAGCUCGGCAAUGAAGAGCAGCAAGAAAAGUUGCUUCGUGAAUGGCUGGACUGCUGUGUCACGGAGGGUGGGGUGCUCGUGGCCAUGCAGAAGAGCUCCCGCCGGCGCAAUCACCCCCUGGUCACCCAGAUGGUGGAGAAGUGGCUUGACCGCUACAGACAGAUCCGCCCUUGCACGUCCCUGUCAGAUGGAGAGGAAGACGAAGAUGAGGAAGACGAGUGAGGUGGUGGGGAGGGAGCUGUUGGUGCCACGGGGUCGGUGAAUGCCCCAAGGUUGGGGUCGCGCUGCAAGCAGUCGGUCACUACAGGACGAACGAGCGGCUGGCAGACACCUGCUGUCCCAGGGAUUUUCUGAUCCAUACACCAGGGAGAGAACACAAGUGCUCAUCUGCUGUGCGAACAGAGAACUCUGGUUGGACUACAGUUUGUAAAAAGCUAAUUUUAUUAUCAAGACAGAACAUUUUGUUUUUUUCCUUUCAAAUUGUAAAUCUGUCUAUAAAUGUACCGCAUGUGGUUGUGUAAGAAGUUGUGUAAUAGGAAAAGUUGUACCAGCAUCUUCAAAUGAUUGAGAAAUUUUUAUUCAGUGAGGGCACUUAACAAAGCACAUAUUGGAUGGCUAUUUGGUCUUUUUGAAAUUUCCUUUUAAGGUAGAAUUGAUGGUCUACAUCACUUUUUAAAUAUUCUGACACAUUAAAAGACCAUUUUGUGUUGUUCUGCUGGUGCCACAGUCAGAUAAUAGGAGGAUUUUUUUGUUCACACAGAUUACCCACGGCAAAAGUUUAUCGGAUUUUUUUUUUUUUUAAGUUCCUCCGGUGCCCAGUAUAAUAAACAUAAAAUCUUAACAAACUGUGGAAGAAAAGCCAAAUUCCUCAUGGACUGAACUUGAUAGAAUAUUCUUCCCUUAUUUUGAAGCCUCUAGCUUUCCAUUAAUUCAUUGUUUUCAUUUUUCUGAAGGAUUUUUUUUUUCCCUUUCUGUCUACAGUACUUAUUUAUUUUUUUGGAAUAGUGACCUAAAAUUAGGGUUCUUAUUCCAAAUAUCUGGCAAAGUCCAGUCAUUGAAUUGACUCAUCCCUGGACAUUAGACAAGCACUUGGGAUGUAGCCAAGGCAGUGAUGGGCUGUGGGCCAUUGUGUACCCAAUGAAUUGUGUGAAGUUUGCUAACUCAGACUUGAUUGAGAAUUUCCUGCCUCUUAGGUUGUCACUGUAAAUGCACAGCAGAGCAUUUUUUAAGCUGGCGUGAUUCUUACUGUCUUACCCUUUGGGGCUCUAAGGUAAAUCCUGUUAGAAAUGGGGGCCUGCCUUUGUCUGGGCAGGUGGGGACACUGUUGACAGUUCAGAAUAAAGAUUUUACAAAGAGUCAGAUGGUUGAAAUGCACUGUAUGAUGAAUUUCUCAGUAGAGACCUCUGGGAUGUUCUUGCAUGUUGAUUGAUGUGCCAUUCCUUUUUAACUUUUCUUUUAAGUAUAAGUUCGAAGCAUAUUCUUUAGUAGAAAACCCUUGUAAAUGACUGACACUUUUUAGCUGUAUAAUUGGUAACGGGGUCAAGUUUUAUUCCCAGACAGCUGCAAAGGUUAGUGUUAUGAGCAUUUUGAAAAUUGGGUGGUAGAGUGGGUGAUUAUAGAAGAUCUUUGUUUUGAGAUUUGAAUUGGGAAAGAAGUCUCCUAGUAAAGUCCUCCUCCUUCCCUGAAUUCCAUAGCUGAAGGCUGUGAAAACCCUCAAGAAUUUGUUAUUUAGAAGGUGUUGAAAUGGGCACAGCUUCUAGGUCCUAUCGACAAAACCCCCAAGUUGCAAAACUUACUCCUGUCGUGCUGGGGGUCGUGUUUGCAGCCCCCAACCCCAUCCUUUUCAGAAGUCACUACGGUUUUUCCCAACUGAAACGUCGUGUUCGUUCACGUGUCUGAGAAGUCUCUUUUGGUGCUUGCUAAAAUCCCAGGCAGAGUGACGUAGGUUUCUGUGUGGGACUUGUGUGGCUUAUCCAAAGUUAGAAAGACACGGGCACGGGACAGAUUCUACUCAGUGUCCGCUCUUUCCCUCUGAAAUGGAAAGGAUUGGUUUUCUUACAAAACAGUCUUAAUAUGUAACAUUACCAAUGGAUUAUGCUUUCUCUUCUACAGUAAGCUAUUAGAAUUGGUGAUCAAAGAAAGCAUUUUCUUUAUUCUAAGGACCUCAUUAGACCUUUUUUCCUCAGUAGGAUCAGUGUUCCUUAUCUAGGAAAUAGAUACCGAAUGUGACACUUAAAUGGUGUUAUCCUUCUGGAGGCAGACAUCCUUCCCGACACUCUCUUUGUUGGAAGCAGAGACUACCCUCCAAAUUGGAGAUGCCAGAAAUAAAAAAUUUUGAGAAAAACCACUGUGUUAUCACUGUAGUUAUACACUCCGACCUACCAAGGAGAAGUUAGGUAUAACUCAUCUAUCCUCUCAUCAGUAAGGCUUGGCAGAUUGGCUCUGCGGGCUUUUCUGCUCGAGUCCAGCCGUUUACUAUUUUAUUACAGAUUAAUGACCCUAAAAAUAUAGCUAGCAUUGCUAGUACAUGUUAAGAGAUUUCCCUAUGGGAAUAAUUGCUGGCUCUACUGUUCCAUGCUUCUAGCUUGUUAUGGGGCUUUUAGAUGGUUCCACAGUAGGUUGGCUUAUUCUGAGCAAAAUGUUUAUUUUGAAACAAUGAAAUCUUCAGUAAAUGAAAAUGAACCCUGUGGGCAAAUGACAUUUAUGCUAAAUAGCUUCUUUCUGACAACCACAAUUUCCAGGAUGAGCUUUUUAACUUUGUAAGAUGUGCGCUCUCUUUGUCACAUCCUCAGGGGCCACUGUACAGAACUACUCCCGGUCGGUUCAUCUCCCCACUCCCCCCCAUCCCAGCCCCACCCAUCCUCGAGCUUUAAGACUUAGGGUCUUUGGCCACUGAAGUUGGACCUGGCCUUGGAGAGGUGGUGUAGGGGCUUGGGAGAUGCAGUCAAUCAGUCAGCACUGCCAGGGAAGUUACCAAAUCUAUGGCAAAGGGGGUGCCCGUACUGCUUAUUUGAGACCGACCAAGAGGAGAUUAUUCAUGACAACCCAAUCAGGUCGUUCCCCUGUACCACCAAGUAGGAGGGGCCUCAGUUCAGCUGGUAGUCGGUAUUUCCUAUUCUUUUAGGGGCUUCAUUCAGUGUUACUUUUCAGGAAAUGAUCUGUGCUUGUCCCAGUGUUACAGAUUUCCUUUGGAAAUUAACUGCCACAGUAGCAUAUAUUGUCAAGGACUUUGAAAUUGUGUCUUUGUAUUUGUAUUAUGGAUGUUACAUUACAACCCCAGCUUUAAAGUGAGUUUAGACCACCAGGAUGACUUUUCCUUGAUUUUAACUUUACAUGUUGCAAAAUGUUUCUUUUGGGGGAGAAGCACAUUUUCAAAAAAAAAAAAAAAAAAAAAAAG